Messenger RNA from Heterocephalus glaber (naked mole-rat), 2685 nucleotides. It is a transcript of the gene Endou, whose product is annotated as endonuclease, poly(U) specific. Lineage: Eukaryota; Metazoa; Chordata; Mammalia; Rodentia; Bathyergidae. Gene Ontology annotation, biological process: immune response. Gene Ontology annotation, molecular function: RNA endonuclease activity; scavenger receptor activity; polysaccharide binding. The record is from RefSeq and is a predicted model, not a curated record.
GGGUGUUUGAAGGGAAUCAUACAAAAUAAUUCUAUGGAUGUCCCUAAUUUGGAUAAAGAACCUGCCAGACUAGGUCCAUCUUGCUGUGCUUGCAUGUACGGCCUGUUUUCUAGCUAUAAACAGCCAGCAUUACCUGUUUCAAACAUCUGGAAUUACCUGCCUGCUUAGUCACCUUCCUUUUGGCUUCAGACAGUUGUCGUGCCCCACCUCCUCUCCACCUCCUAUGCCUCCAUAGUCCCUCCCUCCCUUUUCCCUCCUGGAAGGAUCUGGACUCACCAGAUCCACAGGUCCUGGUGUCUUUAAAAGGAUCAGUGUAGGGAAUAAGGCUCAUUUGAGAGCUGUGACAUUCAUCUUGACUCUAGCGAAAGUCCAACAGCAAGUUCCCUUUUGGCCACCAACUGGGCACCAUGAGGACCUGGGUCCCCCUGACAGUGUCCAUGCUCUGUGGCCUGGCCUGGGCUGGGAACCUGGAAUCGUGUGCAUCUCGCUGCAGUGAGCAGUUUGACCGGGACAGUGCCUGCCAGUGUGAUCACCGCUGUCCCGAGCAUGGGGACUGCUGUGACGACUACGAGCUCCUGUGUGCUGCUGAAGAGGACUCCACGGAGCCAGAGCCAUUCUCGGAAGUGGAGGAAGGGGCCCCGGACAACAGCUUGUACUCAGCGCCCAGCUCCUGCCAGGGCCGCUGCCGUGAAGCCUUUGACGGGCACCACGCCUGCCACUGUCACGACCGCUGUCAAGAGUCUGGGAACUGCUGCGAGGAUUUCGAGAGUCUGUGUGGCAACUACGGGGGCUUCUCCCACAGCAGUGACACCAUAACCGAAGAAGAGCUUCAGAGCGUCUCUGAGAAGAUCUACAGGGCGGACACCAACAAAGCCCAGAAGGAAGACAUCAUCCUCAACCGGCAAAACUGUAUCACUCCAUCAGAGACCGGGGACCAAGUGGACCACUGCCCAAAUCUGCUCUUCACCUAUGUCAAUGAGAAGCUGUUCUCCAAGCCCACUUAUGCGGCCUUCAUCAACCUGCUGAACAACUACCAGCGGGCCACGGGGCACAGGGAGCUCUUCAACGCCCAGCAGCUGGCUGAGCAGGACAUCUUCCUUCGAGAGAUCAUGAAGACGGCAGUCAUGAAGGAACUCUAUGGCUUCCUGCAUCACCAGAACCGAUACAGCUCUGAACAGGAGUUUGUUGAUGACUUGAAGAACAUGUGGUUUGGACUCUAUUCAAGAAGCAACGAAGAAGGAGACUCGAGUGGCUUUGAACAUGUCUUCUCAGGUGAAGUCAAAAAGGGCAAGGUCACUGGCUUCCAUAACUGGAUCCGCUUCUACCUGCAGGAGAAGGAGGGUCUGGUUGACUACUACAGUCACGUCUACGAUGGGCCUUGGGACUCCUACCCGGACGUGUUGGGGAUGCAGUUCAAUUGGGAUGGCUAUUAUAAGGAAGUGGGCUCGGCCUUCAUCGGCAGCAGCCCCGAGUUCGAGUUUGCACUCUACUCCCUGUGCUUCAUCGCCAGGCCAGGCAAAGCGUGCCAGUUAAGCCUGGGUGGCUAUCCCUUGUCCAUCCAGACCUACACCUGGGACAAGACUACCUAUGGAAAUGGCAAGAAGUACAUCGCCACGGCCUAUGUUUCGACUUCCACCCAAUAGAGCUUUGAGCCAGAGAGGGGCACAAGGGCAGUGAGGGCUCUUGCAGGACUGAGGUGCUCUGUGCUCUGGUCUUGAGAGGGAAGUGUGGAGACUGAGAGGGAAUCCCCAGUCCUAAAUUAAUGAAAGGGAUUCCCAAGGCCAAAAAACGGUCACACGAGAAAAAGAAAAGAUCAAAAUUAGGAAAAUGAAGAGAAACAGUCAAACUUUUGUCCUCUGGUAUUUUAGCAACAUAGACUGAGAAAUAGAGUCCAGACAGAGGUUGGGAGCCUUCAGUAGCUGUUGCACUCAUGUGUGGGGGGACCACAAGCAAGUCCUUUGACCUCACUGGGCCUUGUGCUUCCCUUUAGUGUAAAAGGAAGGGGUCUUCCCUCUUUCCUCUUUUUAAGAUUUAUAAGAUGGCAAAUCUGAUAUUCUUGCUGUGAAAGUGUUUCCAAUUGUUCUUAGGAAGAACGACUGAUACAGAUUCAAGAUUACUAUAAUGGCUGUUAUUGUACACAGCUCUGCAAACUGCAAUUCAGCCCUGUGUCAGGGGCCUCAAAGAAGUCAGACCACAGAAGCCAAGCAGUGGGCCUUUGGUCUUUUCUAGAGUUAGGUCCUCUCGGAAGAGAGUGGGAGGACUCCCACUGGGGAAACAGAGGAGGAAUGGUUGGGGCAGUGAGUGAGCUGGGGUAGGGUAGCCUCCUCUAGGCCCUGAGAAUUUUUGUGGCCAGUUUAGGAUCUGUGUCCAGAAGCUUCCAACUUGUAAUAUAGAUAAAGACUUGUGUUUUGAUCCCAAAUAAUUUGUGAAAGAAUUCCCCUCAUGGGAAGAAGGCUUAGCAUCAGAAGCAGAAAAUAACAUAUAGCUUGGUGUCAGUGAAAAGUGUAUUAAGGCUUAUCUGGCUGCCAUCAUCUGAUCACAUUAGGAUUCACUCUGGGGCUCCCUAUCCCAGCUUCAAUGAUGCAUUUUUCCUCUGAGCCCCACCGGACAGCAGAUGCUGCCCCACCAAGCCAGGCUUGCACCAUGGCUUAGAGGAGUCGGAUCUCCAAUUAAAGUCAUGUAAAA